AACCCUAUACACGACAUAACUAUAUCCGCAUCCGCUCACCCACUGGCACUAGCAAAACGCCUUCUUCUUCGAGACGACAACCACGGCGCCGCAGGACCUGCAGGUACGCCGCCGGUUGGUGGGGCACAUAGCCAUGGCGAGGCCGAGCGCGGGGUUGGCGACAGUGAGGCCAAUACGAAGGGCGCGGCCCUUGCGGGAGAGCUUGACGUCAUGCGCACAAACGACUUUCUCGUACUCGUCCGCUGGAGACGCGGGCGAGACGGGGGUCGGGGAGGCAACGGCCUUCUCGACGUACGGCGGAGGCGCGGUGGUGGGGAUCGCGAGCUGGGUCAUGUUGAACUGUGCUUCUGAGGAGGCGGGGACGAGGCAUGCAACAAUGGCUAUUAGUACACGAUCCACAUCGCACCGCCCCGUCACCGAUGCCCCCGAGAUAGUACGGCUUUCGCUGCAGAUCAGUUAGGAUCAUUGCAUCUCCGCCUGGAAUGUGAGAUGGCG
This is a messenger RNA of Cutaneotrichosporon oleaginosum, 495 nucleotides long. RefSeq lists its product as uncharacterized. NCBI's taxonomy places the organism in Eukaryota, Fungi, Basidiomycota, Tremellomycetes, Trichosporonales, Trichosporonaceae. The record is from RefSeq and is a predicted model, not a curated record.